Molecule: messenger RNA, 1515 nt
Organism: Penicillium vulpinum
Lineage: Eukaryota; Fungi; Ascomycota; Eurotiomycetes; Eurotiales; Aspergillaceae
Product: Aldehyde dehydrogenase N-terminal
Exons: 3
Coding region: 1-1515 (504 amino acids)
Molecular function (GO): oxidoreductase activity, acting on the aldehyde or oxo group of donors, NAD or NADP as acceptor
Source: RefSeq, a predicted model, not a curated record
AUGGACAACCUUUCCAUGCUCUGGCAGCUUGACACGCUGACGCGUGCCAACGAAUACCUCGACAACUCGACGAACGAGCCUAUUCAUCUUCAGAACUUCAUCGAAAACAGGUUCCUCGGCUAUGAACACACAUCGGAAUGGAUUGACUCGGUUUCCCCUCGAUCAGGCAGUAUCCUGUCGAAGGUUCCUCGUAGUCCCCCCAACGUCGUCGAAUACGCCAUCAACGUGGCUUCUCGAGCUUUCCAGGAAUGGUCACAAACACCUCCUGCCAAACGAUCGGAAAUCCUGCUCCGAAUUGCCUCAAUCCUUGAGGAAAAGAGGGAAAUGUUUGCAGUUUGGGAAAGCAUUGAUCAAGGCAAAAGAAUCAUGCGGGCUCGGUCUGAAGUUACUCGUUCCAUUGAGCAUUUCCGAUACUUUGCGAAAUACAUACUGCAAUAUGAAGAUAGCGCAGUGCGUGUCAACAAAGGCUCUGGAGAGUCUACUCUGUCGUAUGAACACCGAUUGCCAGUUGGUGUUUUCGCCAUCAUCACUUCGUGGAACAUGCCGCUUUGCCUUUUGACGUCGAAGAUUGCCCCCUGCCUUGCUUUCGGAUGCACGGGUGUGGCAAAGCCAAGUGAACUGACUAGCAUGACUGCGUUUUUGUUCAGUGAAGUGCUCCGACGAGCGGAACUACCUACAGGUGUUAUGAACAUCAUUUUCGGAGAUGGACCGGACACUGGCUCGAACCUUUUGAAGUCGCCGCUUGUACGAGGAAUCUCGUUCACUGGAGGUGUCAACACCGGGAUUCAGAUUCGAAAUGAUACUGUAGCUGAGAUUCACAAGCGCUUGUCUCUCGAGCUCCGAGGCAGUAGCCCGACGAUUGUCUUUGGAGAUGUCGACAUCGAUGAGGCAGUUAAUGUGGCAGCAUACGCGGCGUUUGAAAACAGCGGACAACUCUCCAUGGGCGGUUCUGUGAUCUACAUCCACCGAUCGAUUUAUAGAGAGUUUAUGCCCAAGUUCGUCCAAUCUGUCCGUAUGGAUUACCGUUGUGGCAGGGAACUUGGUCCGGUUGUUUCUGAACAGCAUUAUGACAAGAUUCGAUCUUACCUAUGCCAGGCUGAGAGCGAAAAUGCCAGGUGCGAGACUGGCGAGAUUCCACUUGGAGCUCCCAUGGAUGGUUUCUGGGUCACUCCUACCGUUUUGAGCAACGUGCGCAACAAUAGUCUUCUCUUGCAAGAGGAGGUCUUUGGGCCUGUGGCCAUUUUGUGCACAUUUGACACAGAGGCGGGUAUAGUCGCGAUGUGCAAUAGCACUCCCAACGUGAUCGGAACUGUUGUGCUGACCAAUGAUCUUUCCCGAAUGCGCCGAGUUGCAGAACAGCUUGAUGCAGGCUUGGUGUGGGGAAAUUGCUGGCUGGGCCGUGAGCUUAGUGCUGGAUACAACGACAUGAAGGCAGUUGGCACUGGAAAAGAAGGCGGCGAACGUAGCCGCGACACAUUCACCAGACUGCGCACCGUCCAUGUUCCAUCUUACUAA